Messenger RNA from Acanthaster planci (crown-of-thorns starfish), 1109 nucleotides. RefSeq lists its product as uncharacterized. The record is from RefSeq and is a predicted model, not a curated record. NCBI's taxonomy places the organism in Eukaryota, Metazoa, Echinodermata, Asteroidea, Valvatida, Acanthasteridae.
AAGUCCCGGACAAGAUGCCGACCUUUUCAGAACAUGCAGGAGAAAAUCUGCCCGCAGUGUCCGAAGAUUGAGUGUCCAAAAGCCCCGUCUGCAGAUGAAGGAGCUAUUGCCCAGGUGCCCAAGACCCUGAAGUCAUUUCUCAGCAGACACUGGGAAGGCAUGCAAAACGAUGCGGUGGUGGUUGUCAAAACUCAAAUGAAAUCUGUUCCGGGUUACAUCGUCUCCCUGCAUCCGAGCGAGAGAGAUCCAGAGAUUAGUCACAGUUUGAUAGAGCGAGGUGACUGGAAGGAACAACUAAUUGUGCGCAUGUGCCGUGAGAUGAACAAGGCCCCCAAAGAUGCCUACUUUGUUGAUGUUGGUGCUUACGUUGGGACUCUAUCUCUCGGGGUCUCAGCUUGUGGUCAUAAAGUCAUAGCAUUUGAGCCGAUGACUCGGAAUGCUUUCCUGCUCAAAGAGAGCGUUUUCCUAAAUCAGCUGCCGUCUGAGAAAUUCGUCAUCCACAACAUGGCGCUGGGGAAUGUGCAAGGCACGGCUUGCUUCCUGGCUAGCUCCAAUAACCAAGGAGACGGAAGAUUUGUCUCAGGUGGGGAUGAAGGGCAUGAGUGUAACUCCCAUGAAAACACUAUCAAGAUGUCUCGACUUGAUGAUGUGCUCCAAGAUGGCAUCCGCGUCUGGGCAAUGCACAUCGACGCGCAGGGUUUUGAACCGGCCGUCUUGGCAGGCGCAGAAGAGAUUCUAACUAGCUCCAAUCCUCCACAGUAUCUGCACGUCAGAUUGGGGAGCGUUUACAGCACGGAAGUGAUGGAGGUGUCAAGGGGGGUCGUGGAGACCUUGGCUUGGUUAAAGGAGAUUGGGUACGGCUUGAGGAAUGCUGCUAACGAACCAAUCAGAGACUUGCCUAAGUUUGUGUGGGGCCUAGGCCAUGAAGAGAGUUAUGUGUUCGGAGUGUUCGGCAUGAAGUAAUGAACAGCAUUCAACUGGUCCCUGGUUCGAAUCCAUGUUAUGAAUUUAAAUGCGAGUCUUAACACAGGUGUAGAGCAGCAUCACGCCGUGUGAUAUGGGGCUCAUUGCAAAAAGAGUAAACUGAAGUCUGCAUGCCAGACCACCUG